UUUUUCCACCGCUAUAUAACACAGAGUAUCGACAAUUUUAAAAGCAACUCCGUAGUUCCCUGAGUUUCCAUUUCAAGAGCAUAAGCAAAAACCUUUCUUCGAAAUCUCAAAACACAAAAACAGAUAGUCAUACAUUCAGAUAUUCGAAUCUCCUUCUUAAUCAGAUAAAACGAAUAGGUUUAAUUUAAUUCGAGUAUUUGAGAAUUGAGAAUGGCUUUGGGAAAGAAGACCGGUUGUUUGAAAUCCAAAAGCGUCGUCUCUGCUGCUGAUAAAGGACUGGAUUUCGGAGUCGUGAGAUAUACUCGUGGUUUAGGAAGGAAACGUGUCGUGAUUUCUUGCAAUGAGGAAGAUUCAUCCAUCGACUUGACACCGAAGGCGCCGUCCAAAAGGCGCUGCAACGUUGUCAGUACGGCGGUGGAGGCCGAUAGGUCUCUGCUCGAGGCUCUGCCUCAGGAGAUUCUGAUUAGGGUUCUCUGCGGUGUGGAACAUGAUGAUUUGAAACAGCUAAUCCGCGUUUCGAAAACAAUUAGCGAAGCGACUUUGAUUGCAAAAGACUCGCAUUUCGCUUAUAGCACUCCCUCGAAGGUCCGUGCGUUUCGCACCGCCAUUGAAUUAAACGACUCCAGCGAUUUCGACGAGAUUGAAGCGCCAAAUGCUCGUCCCACAAGACGAUUCAGAUCUCCAUUAAAUAGAAAGAAGCUAGCGGAGAUAUCCGUAGCCUUAUUUGCCGAAGAAGAAGAUGAAUGGCCAAAGAAGAAAUUGCCCAUUUGGACAGAGAUGUGAAUUUCAACAACCCAGAGGGCUCUGUAAAUACAAUCUGUACUCAUAUUGUUGUAGAAACGCGGUUGUGGUGGUAGGAAGAAAGCUGUAGUUAAGGAUCUGGAAUCUCAGAUCUUGGUUGAAGAAAAAGAAGUAGCUGUACAUUCCCACUGACCAAAUCUUCAAAUCUUUCGUUGAAGAUGAAGAUGGUGGGUGGGGUAGAAAUGCAUUUCUUUUUUUUUUUUUUUUUUUUUUUUUUUUUUGUACAGGUAUUAUUACAGACAGAUUGAUAGGCAAAUUCGUUGAUAAAGGGUAGCAUUUUGGUUUAGUCCCUUUCAAAUUCUCUGAUAAAUUUGAACAGUACUUUUGUAUGUACUUCCUCUCAUUCUUUCUUUAUCUAAUAAAAAUCGAACCAUAUUUUCCUCGCAA
This is a messenger RNA of Cucumis melo (muskmelon), 1188 nucleotides long. RefSeq names its product F-box protein At4g05010-like. Lineage: Eukaryota; Viridiplantae; Streptophyta; Magnoliopsida; Cucurbitales; Cucurbitaceae. Bases 211 to 783 code for a protein of 190 amino acids. The record is from RefSeq and is a predicted model, not a curated record. The transcript is spliced from 4 exons. Gene Ontology annotation, molecular function: protein binding.